Molecule: messenger RNA, 687 nt
Organism: Clonostachys rhizophaga
Lineage: Eukaryota; Fungi; Ascomycota; Sordariomycetes; Hypocreales; Bionectriaceae
Source: the annotation of a GenBank genome assembly
AUGUUGGUCUACUGCACUGUCCUGCUACUCCUAGCCCUUCCUUUCUCCUCAGCCAAUGAGUGUAUCAAAUACUCAUGCAGUGCCUGUGCUUGCUACGAAUGGGAAAAUCCCUCCCCAACCGUCACUGCUGAGCCCUCUCCCACGCCUACAGGCCCUGCAAAUCUCAUCAUUAAUGGCGGGUGGGAGUGGUUUGAUGGCGGUGGCAUUGCUCCGUGGAUCUCAAAACAAGGUACUGGUGGAUCCAGGCCUGCGAACAACGACGAUGAGCCAUACGCGACUCCAUACAUCCCAUAUCAUUCCCGCAGCGGUAAAUGGCUCCUCAUCAUGGGAAACCCCACAGACUGGCAGGGAAACGUUAUAGCCGAAACCAUGUCCCAGACGGUCAGCCUGGUAAGCGGAACCGAGUACCGCUUCGAGGCUUACUACACUCUCUUGUUCCUCCCCAAGACAACGACUACAUGCCGCCUGUGGGCGUCAAUUGAUGAGGUUGAGAAGGGGGGAGUGACUGUUGGCAACAGCGAUCUUGGAGACCCCUAUAACUUCGAUUUGAUCACCUUUCUCUACACACCUUCGACUACUGGGGACAUCACAGUGAGCAUACAAUUCAUGUGUAAUGAUGCUACUUACGAGGACGGAAGUAUGGUGGGCGUGGACGACAUCAGCCUGACGGAAGUAACCACCGCAUGA